Molecule: messenger RNA, 981 nt
Organism: Necator americanus (New World hookworm)
Lineage: Eukaryota; Metazoa; Nematoda; Chromadorea; Rhabditida; Ancylostomatidae
Exons: 8
Coding region: 1-981 (326 amino acids)
Biological process (GO): regulation of AMPA receptor activity; positive regulation of synaptic transmission, glutamatergic; transmission of nerve impulse
Cellular component (GO): AMPA glutamate receptor complex; postsynaptic density membrane
Molecular function (GO): voltage-gated calcium channel activity; channel regulator activity
Source: RefSeq, a predicted model, not a curated record
AUGCUUCUACUUUUACUUAGUGCUCUUACACUUCUGUUAGCUUCUGAUAUUGAAUUGGCUGUGACGAAGAGUGCCAAAGCACUGUGCAAGCUACGAAGAUUGCCUUUUAUGGUACUUAAUACGAAGUCACCUCUGUGCAUCAUCGAAGCUAGGUGCACCGACAAUGUACUAUUUGUUGGUGCUACUGUUGUUGGAGGGAUGGUACUUGUCCUUCAAUCGUUUCCGUUAUUCAUGAAUAAUUGGGUAUUUUUCACUGAACCGCGUCCUAUCAAUAAAACCAACGAAAACGGCGAGCAGGUGGAAAGUACGUUUCACUACAAUGUUGGUUACUUUCAAGUCUGUCGAAUGUACAUCAGUAAUCAAAGCGGAAUGGUUUAUAAUGAGUAUGAAAUACCACAGACGGAAAGCACAUAUAAGUGUUAUCUCAAUCCUUUGUUUUCUCAUGAGGAUCUGACAGACCAUUUUGUUGCUUCACUCGCAGUAAUCAUGAGAUUGGGCAUCCCAGCACUUCUCCAUCUAGCUGGGUCUUUCAUAUGCUGUCUCGCGUUCGUUCUUGGAAUUGCUGGUCACCUCCAAAGGACAUCCUACACUUUGUUUUCAUGUAUCAACUACAUUUGUGGAGGUAUAAUUCUUUCUACUGCUGUUCUGAUGGUAGUUUGUGUGGUCGACGAUGAAUUAGCGCCACGAAUGAAACCAAAUUCUUCUGGCGAGCCUAGCAAGUUCAGUUAUUCGUAUGGGUAUCCAUUCUUUUUCGCCGCUUUAUCGUUCUUGCCAGUACAAGUUUGUGCUUGCCUCCAAUCGUAUCUGUAUUUCAGAUAUGUGCGUGAGAAUGAUCUUGGUGGAUACUUUGUACAAGACGCUCUGCAAGCAUAUCGGAUGGUAGUUCCGAAGGUCCUGUUGGCCACCUGCCUUACGAAUAAGAACGGUUCGCGAGGUCUUCCACUGGUCUGGGAUUCUUCUUUUCCGAAGAGGGAGAAUUAG